Messenger RNA from Plasmodium adleri (nom. inval.), 1248 nucleotides. RefSeq names its product pyruvate dehydrogenase E1 component subunit beta. The record is from RefSeq and is a predicted model, not a curated record. The coding region runs from base 1 to 1248 and encodes 415 amino acids. Lineage: Eukaryota; Apicomplexa; Aconoidasida; Haemosporida; Plasmodiidae. Gene Ontology annotation, biological process: pyruvate decarboxylation to acetyl-CoA. The transcript has a single exon. Gene Ontology annotation, molecular function: pyruvate dehydrogenase (acetyl-transferring) activity.
AUGGGGAGAAAUAAAAAUAAUAUAGUAAACAAUAAAUAUUAUUUUUUGUUGAUUUAUUUUUGGGUCAUAUUUAUGUAUCCAUGCGAGACAAAUAAAGGAACUAUGAAGCCACUAAAUUUUUUGAAAGGAAAGAAUGGUUUUUCUAAUAUAGUUAAAAACAAAGUGAAGCAUUUAAAUAGUAUAAAUAGAAUUGAUCAUAUAACAAAUAAUGAGAAUAAAAUUAUUUUGAAUGAUGAUAAUUAUUUAUAUGAAAUGAAAAAUAUAAAGGUUAAAAGAAAUAUAAGUGAAGCUUUACAUAUGGCAAUAUAUGAAGAAAUGAAAAAAGAUAAAGGUGUAUAUGUGAUUGGAGAAGAUGUAGGGUUGUAUGGAGGUUCAUAUAAAGUUACAAAAAAUUUAGCUCACUUUUUUGGUUUUUCUAGAGUUUUAGAUACACCUAUAUGUGAAAAUGCUUUUAUGGGAUUAGGUAUAGGUUCAGCAAUUAAUGACUUAAGACCUAUAAUUGAAGGUAUGAACUUGUCUUUUCUAAUAUUAGCUUUUAAUCAAAUAUCAAAUAAUGCAUGUAUGAUGAGAUAUAUGUGUGAUGGUCAAUUUAAUAUUCCUAUAGUUAUUAGAGGUCCAGGAGGUAUAGGAAAACAAUUAGGUCCUGAACAUUCUCAAAGAAUUGAAUCCUAUUUAAUGAGUAUACCAGGUAUUAAAAUUGUUUCAUGUUCAACUCCUUUUAAUGCUAGAGGAUUAUUAAAAUCAGCUAUUAGAGAUAAUAAUCCUAUAUUAUUUCUAGAGCAUGUUUUAUUAUAUAAUUAUGAACAGGAAAUUCCUCUCUUACCUUACACCUUACCUAUUGAUAAAGCUGAAGUUGUUAAGAAAGGAAAAGAUCUAACUGUUUUGUCAUAUGGAAUAACAAGACAUUUAGCUUCAGAAGCAGCAAAUGAAUUAACAAAAUUUAAUAUAGAUAUAGAAGUCAUUGAUUUAAUUUCAUUAAAACCAUUUGACAUGCAAACUAUAGAAAAAUCUCUUAAAAAAACAAAGAAAUGUUUAAUUUUGGAUGAAUCAGCUGGUUUUGGAGGUAUAGGAGCUGAAUUAUAUACACAAGUUAUAGAAAACUUUUCUUCAUAUUUAAUAACAAAACCUAUUAGAUUAUGUACUAAGGAUAUACCUAUAGCUUAUUCUAAUAAAUAUGAAGAUGCAUGUAUUAUCAAGAAGGAAGAUGUUGUAUAUAUGUCUACAUAUCUUCAUUCUCUAUCAUUUUGA